Myripristis murdjan (pinecone soldierfish) is the source of this 5726-nucleotide messenger RNA. It is a transcript of the gene fhip1b, whose product is annotated as FHF complex subunit HOOK interacting protein 1B. NCBI's taxonomy places the organism in Eukaryota, Metazoa, Chordata, Actinopteri, Holocentriformes, Holocentridae. The record is from RefSeq and is a predicted model, not a curated record. The transcript is spliced from 13 exons. The coding region runs from base 871 to 4377 and encodes 1168 amino acids. Gene Ontology annotation, cellular component: FHF complex. Gene Ontology annotation, biological process: endosome organization; endosome to lysosome transport; lysosome organization.
AGCAAUCCAAGUAAGAUGGCUGCGGAAAAAAACAGUGGUUGUGAAAUCACGAAACGGGAUGUUGAUCUCUAGUUAACAGACUGCGAGGCAGACUGCGCUGUGGAGUGUUUAAUUUGUUAGCCUCUCCAGCUGCGUGUUUGGUAGGUAGCCACGUCUCCCCUGGCGAGGCUUCUAGCAAGACUGCUGCACUGACACGUAGGAAUUAACUAGCAGCUAGCCUUUAGCUGCCCACCAGCAACAAGCUAGCAGGCAGCCGUGGAUAUCAGCGCGUCUAAGCAACUGAGCCUCCCUGAGAAGCCUGCACAUACACAGAGGUUGUGGUUGACAUCCGGCCCAGGGUGAAAACCUUGUCAAGAUAACUUGUUGCUUGCUGGCCUCUGGAACCACUGGGUGUCUGCUGGACCAGAGCCAUCAUGAAGAUUUAGCUUCAACUCUGGCAAGCCUCACUUCAGCCCAGUGUCUCUCCUGGCUGGCUAUGGAGUGGUUGUGGCUUCAGACUGGAUGACAGGGUCUACAGGGAGAGCAGGGUCACACAGCUUCUAAAGCAGCAGUGGGCUUUACCAGACUGACACUGACUGUCAGCCCACUUGCUGCUCCGGCAACCAAUUUCUUCUCCUACAUCCCUACAUCUAUCUAUACUUUUUCUUGGUCCUCAAUCCUUUGUUACCCCCUCCCUCCCCAUUCCCUUCCUCUUCCCCCUCCCGCCUCUUCCCCUUCUCCUUUUCCCACCCUUGCCUCUCGCCCCCACCCCACCCCCUUUCUCUGUCCUUUGGCUCCCUCCGCACUUCAGCCUUCUCUUCAUUGUCCCAGUGCUCCCUCUCCUGCCUGGAGUCGGUGUGACCUUUUGACCCGUCUCCUACUGUGUCCAGUAUGAGCUGGCUUAGCAGGUUGAACCCACGGGGUCCCGGGAGUCGGUCCAGUCGAGGCGCUGCCCCCUCCAGCCCAUGCACUGCUGACCCAGAGACCUGCCUUAUGGUGUUUGAGAACCACUGGAGACAGGUAUCCUGGGUGCUGGAGCAGCGUGAGCCUUCGUCCUCCAGCGAUGACUUGACAGCAGUGAGGAACCACACUGACCAGAUGCUGUGCCUGCUGGCAGAGGAACGGCCUGCUGAGGGCUCAGAUGGCAGCUCCACCAUGCCACCAAUGGGCCCCAUACUGGAAAUGGUGGUAACUGAGAACAUUCUGGACCACCUCGUCCAGUGGCACCUCCGCCGCGGCCUGGACCCAGACAGCCUAGGGGCACUGCUCAAGCUCUUUGAGAUGCUGAUCGGCCAGUCCCAGCAGCCCCUGCUCCAGCACACAGCUGUUCUCCAGCCUCUGCUGGGGCUGCUGGGAGCUUGUGCUGACCCACAGCUUGGCUGUCCCCCACCUCUGGAGAACAGCCUGGUGCUGCUUCUCAACCAGGUGUGUGUUUCCAUGGCACGGCAGCCGGUGGUUCUGGAGAUGUUUUUCCGGGCAGCGCCAGCCCAACAAGGCCCAACCAACCUGCUGAUCUUCUCCCUCCUGGUGCCAUUCAUUCACCGGGAUGGAGCCAUUGGCCAGCAGGCCCGUGAUGCCCUGCUGUUGGUCAUGGCCACCUCAGCCAGCCAUGAAGCCGUGGCUCGAUACAUUUCUGAGAACUCUUACUUCUGUCCGGUGUUGGCCACAGGUCUCAGUGCGCUCUACUCCUCGCUGCCCAGGAAGAUCGACGUUAGGGGUGAUGAUUGGCAUGCCCUGCGGCAAGAGGACUGGAUGGGCGUAUCGUCUCUGGUGCUGUUCAUGAACUCCCUGGAGUUUUGCAACGCUGUGGUGCAGGUUGCUCACCCCCUGGUCCGCUCCCAGCUUCUGGACUACCUCCACAAUGGCUUCCUAGUGCCUGUCAUGGGCCCUGCCCUGCACAAGUCAUCCGUGGAUGAGAUGAUUGCCAGCACAGCCUACCUGGACCUGUUCCUGCGCAGCGUGACCGAGAUGGCCCUCCUCAAAACGUUUUUGCGUUUCAUCCUGCUGCAUCGGCAUGACAACGACACCAUCCUGGAUACACUGCUCACACGCAUCAGCAGUAAUUCAAGGCUCUGCAUGGUGUCUUUGAGCCUCUUCAGGACUCUUCUCUCCUUAAACUGUGAAGACCUCAUGCUGCAGCUUGUUCUCAGGUAUCUGCUGCCCUGCACCCACGUCAUGCUGAGUCAGCGCCGUGCUGUCAGGGAGACUGAUAUGUACGGAAAGUCAGCAGACAAGUUCCUGUCACUCAUCCCAAAGUGCUGCCGCCUUAGCACAGCGCCUUCUGGUGAUCGGGAGGAUGAUACUGCAUUCUGGGGUAAAGCACUCAACAGCCCCAGCUCCGAGUCUCCUGCCCAGCCCAGACCUAGCACUCCGUCCCGCCUGGCCUUCUUCAUCCGUCAGCAGAGCAGUGGAGGUGGAUCAGGAGGAGGGGGUCCCUCUACCCCAACAAGCACCGAGCCAGUGCCCUCCUCCCCUCGCGGCAUUGGACCUCCCGCCUCCCUGCCCUUGUCCCCUGAUAGCCCCAUGCACCAGCAACAAGCCUCCAUUGAGUGUCUGGACUGGGAGUCGGGUUACCUCGAGUACCUCCGCGACGCCCGACGGGGAAUUGAGCUUUGCUCCUGGGCCUGCAGAGACUGGUCAGCCCCCUACGAUGGCGAGAACCCCUCCCCAAGUGUGGCCCCUCCACCCUCACCACCCCCCACCUCCAAUCCCUCCUUGGCUAUGUUCCCUGAGCAUUUCUCUUUCCAGCAGGGAGGAACCCCUCCAGCUCAGCAGAGGGCAGCCAUCGUGGCAGCGGCACGGUCUGAAUGGAGCAGCUCAGAGCGGGACAGUGGAGAGUGGGACAUCACCAUCGGUAAAAACAACUGCAUCAGCCUCACGCCACGCUCUAAGAAACGCAGUCUGCAGAGAGAGGAGCUCCUAACCAAACCUGUACCUCCUCUCCUCCCUCCCCCAUCACCGUCACCUGCCCCUCUGUCGUCCACUUCUCUUCCCCCCUCUUCCUCAGCCCCUCAUCUCCACACUUCGGCCAUCACUGUUAGCCAUCAGGCAAUGUUCAACGGAUUGAUGGGGCAAGGGGACCAGUGCUCGGACAGUCAGGAAAGAGGGAUGGAGGCAAAAAAGGUCAAGAGAGACUUGGGUGCACAGCAGCAUUUGGAUGAAAACUCAAAUCAAAAUGGAUCCCUCGUUAGCUGUCCCUCCCAAACUUGCAUUGCUCCCCUGCAGUCAAUGUACAGCGAUAACAUCAGUGAUGAUAAGCCUCUUUGUCCGAAACAGACUCCCUCUCAGAGUUCCCACACCCAGUCAACACUGGACACCAUGUCGCUGAGCAGUGACAGCCCAAAAACACAUGGUGCACCAUCAGGUCUUCCAGAGGCCUCCAUAAAAGACCACGGGUUUCAGUCUGUGGAGAGCCUCAUCGAGGAGCUUUUAGAACAGGCGCCAGGAGACCAUCAGCUGCUCGGAGACUCCAACGGCCAGGGCAUCAGCAUCGAGGCCUUUACCCAGGAACUGAGGGAGCUGGAGGACAGGGUGAGGGAACGGAGCAAAACAGCUCGCCAACACGAGGACACCUCCAGAGACCCUUUGUCUGCUGUCAGGCAGGAGGAAGAGCCCCCACCAUCCUCACCCCUCCAGGCUGAGCUGACAAGCAUGGGUGAGGCCAAGGGAGAGAGCUCUGUGGUGGGACUCUGUAGUCCUGCCAGACCCUUGGGUCAGCCUGCCUCGCAGCCUUACACAGGUCCAUUCAUGGUGGUUUUGUUUGCCAAACUGGAGAACAUGCUCCAAAACUCGUUGUAUGUCAAUAUCCUGCUGACAGGCAUCGUGGCCCAGCUGGCCUGCUAUCCUCAGCCCCUGCUGCGCUCCUUCCUUCUCAACACCAACAUGGUCUUCCAGCCCAGCGUCAAGUCACUUAUCCAGGUCUUAGGUUCUGUUAAGAACCGUAUUGAGGCAUUUGCGGACUCCCAUGAGGACUUCCCUGCCAUGUUGAGGAAAGCCCAGCGGUAUCUGGCAGCCCGGGGCAAAGUGGACUGGACUGACUCACCCAUGGCUGUCCCCACCCUGCGGCGAUCUGAUUCACUGGUGAAGAGUCGUAAGCCUUCGCUGGGUGAUCUGAUCCUACGCCACACCAACAGCCCAACCCGGGCCCGCCAUGCUGCUCAGUUGGCCUUGGCACACGUACGGGACGGCAGCCAAUCACUGCACAGUGCUCUGUUCCGGGGCGGGGCCAGCGGCACGGGAGGAGCCUCUGGGCUGGAGAAGCAGGCAGAGGCAUUGCGGGUGAAGAAUGCAGUCUACUGUGCUGUUAUCUUCUGCGAGUUUCUCAAGGAGCUGGCCGCCCUGGCUCAGGAGCACGCUGUUGCUAUGCCCUUCCCCCAUAGCCAGGGUGUAGAGGAGUAGAGGGUGAAGUCCAACUUCUCACUUCCAUUGCAGCCUCUUUGUGUGAUUGUUAGCAGAGUUAAAAAAGAAUGAGUUUAUUAGCUCUAGGCGCAACCCGGAAGAUUGCACUGACAUCCUCUCACCAUCUGAGAGCAGACAUCGAGCACUGAGACUGCUUCUUCUGCCAUAGGAUUGAAAAGGGAAGUCAAUGAGUCACGUAAUAGUAAGAUAGAAUCAAUGGCAUUUUUCUGUGAAAAUAAGCGUAGGACACCUAUAUGAGUGGAACUCACCUGUAAAAUUUAAUGAUACCGUGCAUAUCAUUUAUAAUAUUUAUGUAUAUAUCAUACACAGAAAAUCUCAGUAGAUGCUCUAGGGUAGGGAGCAUAUACAUACACAUACCGUGCAAUGGUAAAUUGUAAGUAAAACCACAGAUUAAAGAAGUAGGUGCACACACUUGGUGCUAGUCUGCACUCCUUAUAUUUUAAGUUCAGAUCAAGUUUUUUGCAGGCGGCACAGUGGAAAAGAGGUUUAUUGUUUGUUUUUUUUCCCUUGACAAAUGUAAGACAAAGAUUAAAAAACUGGUCUCUUGUUUGGCAGAAAAGAGCGGUGACGAUGUAGGCUAUUCAAUCAAUUCUUCCUCAAAGUAUCCAAUCAGCUUUGGCUGUCUCUCUAGGACGUACCUUUUAAUGGUAUCACCUCACCUCAGCCAUGGACAGAGCGUUGGGUCCUCCAUCCAGUGGAAAAACAGCAUCUGUUGGGAUUGGCCAAUAACUUUGGAGCAUCUCACAUGGAUGUAGUUGUUUUUUAAUAUGCUACAUGCAACACCUCAUUGUUGGAGAGACUAGUCAUCGGUGAACAGGGUGACAACUGGAGAGAGAACGACACUUUGACCCCGAUGAAUCAAUGCUAUUUACUGGAGAACAUUUUGGGUAAAUCAGCUUUCAGUCUAAGGCCAUUUCUUCAUAUUUUGUGAUUUUUUGUUGUAAGUACACCAUUUUCUAGACAUAUCAGCAACAUGUGGGAGUCCGUGGUCAUCAGCUUGUAUCUCUUUUUUUUCCUUUAAUUAUGGUUGUGUAUUGAUGAACUUAUUUUUUAAGAAUGACUCCAUGUAAGAGAUGAUGCCAGCUCUUCAGUCCAUGCUCCUUUUGCCAUAAGUGAAGCUGGGGGAUUGUAGUCAGUACGGCUCGCACAGUUCAUAGCCGUCUUGUCGUCUCGUCUUUGAAAGAAGCUGGAGUCUGAGAGCUAGAUGGGAUAGGAAUCUUUCUAGGAAGCUUUGGGAAAAUUUUUAACUGACACUUAACCCUUUAUAGGGCACUCAUUGAAAUACUUUGAAAUUCAAAAAAACAACCCUAGACUGUUAUUAGAGAACA